Echinostoma caproni is the source of this 366-nucleotide messenger RNA. The record is from the annotation of a GenBank genome assembly. NCBI's taxonomy places the organism in Eukaryota, Metazoa, Platyhelminthes, Trematoda, Plagiorchiida, Echinostomatidae.
AUGUCACCUCGGCGGGUGAUGAAACGUUUGCGACCUAAACGCCAAGCUCAGCGAACACAAAACCCCACAAACCACAAAAAAAAUCAGAAGCUGCGGGUUGUCUUCGAUUGUGCUGCCAAGUGUGCCGGGAUUGCCCUAAAUGAUCGUAUACUACAAGACCCAGACCUGACUACUCCGCUGAUUGAGGUGCAGUGCAGACUUCGGCUGGGGUCAGUUGCAGUAGCGGCCAAUAUCGAGGAGAUGUUCAUGCAGGUCAAUGUCCACGAAGGGCAAAGGGAUGCUCUACGGUUCUGGUGGUGGCCGGAUGGAGGCAUAGACGGACCUGCCCAAGAGUAUCGGAUCACGGUGCACCCGUUUGGAGAGUGA